Molecule: messenger RNA, 1056 nt
Organism: Lasiodiplodia theobromae
Lineage: Eukaryota; Fungi; Ascomycota; Dothideomycetes; Botryosphaeriales; Botryosphaeriaceae
Product: Isocitrate dehydrogenase
Exons: 1
Coding region: 1-1056 (351 amino acids)
Biological process (GO): isocitrate metabolic process; tricarboxylic acid cycle
Molecular function (GO): isocitrate dehydrogenase (NAD+) activity
Source: RefSeq, a predicted model, not a curated record
AUGCGCAUUGGGAUCCUCAAAGGAAACGGCAUUGGUCCGGAAAUCAGCGCUGCUACCCAGCGAGUCCUCGAGGCCACAGGCCUACAGAUCGAGUGGGACGAGAUUCCAAUUGCCGAAGAAGCAAUUGCCGCACAUAGUCACCCAUUGCCUCCACAAACAGUCCAACGACUGCGGGACGUAAAAGUCAGCAUCAAAGCGCCGCUUAUCGUCAACAAGCUGCAAGGCCGCAUCACAUGUACCCAGCCAGAUGGAAGCCAGAUCACAUAUCCUUCGCUCAACAACGCCAUCCGCCGCGAACUCGGUCUCUUUGUCAACCCCAGGCCAAUCCGAGGCUUCUCAGGCAUAUCAGGCCAAUACGAAGUGCUUGAUGUCGUUGUCAUGCGAGAGAUUACCGAGGAUGUAUACAUCGGCCAUGAGCACACCAUCGGCGACGACAUUGCCGCCGAAGCCAUCAAGCUGACCACCCGUGCCGCAGCCACCAACGUCGCCCGCUUCAGCUUCGAAUUCGCGAGGACCAACAACCGCAAGAGAGUCACUUGCCUGCACAAGGCCAACGUGCUGAACCUCACCGACGGCCUUUUUCUGCGCUGCUUCCGGGAAGUCGCCGCAGAGUAUCCCGACAUCGAGGCCGACGACAUGAUGAUUGAUGCCGCCUGCUACUCCAUCGUGCGUAGUCCGCAGCGCUUCGAUGUCGUUGUUGCCGCGAAUCAAUACGGUGACAUCUUCUCCGAUCUGGCCGCCGGCUUGGUGGGCUCGCUGGGGCUGGCACCAGGGGCAAACAUCGGUGACCGCACCAUGAUCUUUGAAGCGAGCCAUGGUGCCGCUCCUGAUAUUGCAGGAAAGGGCAUCGCGAAUCCCAUUGCUCUGAUCCUCAGUGGCGCCGAACUGCUUACCAUGACCGGCCACCACAAGGAGGCGAAAGCGGUGCAGGAUGCUGUGUCUGCUGUAAUCAAGCUCCAAAAGGAACGUUUAACUCCUGAUUUGGGUGGAUUGGGCACCACAGAUGGUCUCACAGAUGCUCUCAUCUCCGCCAUGAAGCAGAAUGUGAUAGUUUAG